Molecule: messenger RNA, 1631 nt
Organism: Symbiodinium necroappetens
Lineage: Eukaryota; Dinophyceae; Suessiales; Symbiodiniaceae
Source: the annotation of a GenBank genome assembly
GUCCUCGUGAUUUCUCACAGACGCCCUGCGGUGCAGGAGGAUCUUGUCCGAGAUCAUUUCAUGGCACUUUUGGCUGUGAUUUUCGAGAUGAGCAUGUACGUCCUCUACCUCCGUUCCAGCCCCGCUCGCUUUGCAGCUUUGCUCAUCGACCCGAAAGGUGAUCUUCAAACGGCUAAAUUGCAAGAUGAGCUCAUGAAAGACAUGAAAAAGGAGUGGGAGACAAUCGUACGGAUGGAGAACACGGAGAGCUCCAACCAGCUGCUUCAGCAGAGGUGCUCUUUCACGCGAUGGGUGUGCUACCGGGAGCCGAUGACAUGCUUGGAGCUGGAGAGAUGGUCCAUGACGGACAAGGCCAAGGCUCUCCUGUUGAGUUGGCACCCCGGCCUGGCUUUCAGUGCCAAUGUGGAGCAGGUUUUUGCUGCAGUGGAAGAUAGCAGCAGACGUGCGGUCAAGAAUGUCAAGGCGAGCAUGGCCAACUUGCAAUGCCUUUCCAUACGUGCUGUGGAGCAAAAGGUGACUGCGAGUGACACGCAAGAGGAGGCAGGCAACACGGACCGGGCUCGGGCCAUCAAGCUGGGUGUGGAGGACUUCGAGGGCAACGAGGUCCGCUAUCGUAACCUAGGCGACCACUUCAGCCUGGACAACAUCCUGAAAGGGUACCAGUCUACAUCCUCCUAUCACCACAACAAAGUGGAGCUGAAUUGGCUCAAGGGCCUGUCGGGCCUGGAUCCUGAGGAGUCAAGCUCAAGGUUUUGGGUUCCGAGCUUGUGCCAGCCCGGCAUGCUGCUACGAGUUGCUGACAAGUUCUACGUGGUCUUGGGGUCAACACCGGCAGUCUUGUAUGCACUCCAGAUGGAUGAGAUUGGCCUGAUGUUCAAGGGCCGCCUUCCGGUCUAUGAGGACUGUCUUGCAGAGCAAGAGCAGGUGAAGGCUCUUGCUUUCCGGCUUGAAAAGCCGAUGGUCAAGGAGCUGCUGCUGCAGACGCCAGUUGAAGUUUUCAGUUACACGAUCCAUUUCGUCGGCCCUCGCCUCUGCGACAAACUUGGAUGUGCUGCUGUGCUUCGGAGAUGCGAAGCCGGGCAGAAGCUGCUUGUUUGGAUGAUCCGCAGCAAGGACAUCGUCAAGGUGACUUCGGAGAGUUUGUCUCAAUGGGCUGCCCAAUACAGUCUUCAAAUUCGGCGAAACAGCACCAAGAGUGCAAAGAUCCGUGCCCUCUGCCAGCUCCCAGAUGUCACCGCAGCAUGCACACCGGCCGAGCUCAAGGCUUUGGAUGAUUUGUUGAAUGAGAUAGAUGAAAAGCGCAGGAAGCGCACAAAGGCCAGCGAGGCCGAAAAUCAGGAGGAGGACGAGGAGGAUGAUGCCGAUGCCGAAGGCAUGAAGCCUGAUGAAGCAGCUGCUGCUGCAGCUGCUGUUCCGGUUCCGGCAGAAGAGCCUGCAGCAGAAGCUCCCGAGGCAGACGAGAGAAAGCGAGCUUCGCGGCGGUUGCUGAGCUCUUGCCAAGCCGUGCCCGGUUUCUUGACGGAGAAGUUCAAGAUGAGAGAUGAUGUGGUCGUCUCGCAUGUGGAGCACCGGUCGAAUGUCCUGCCCCACUUCCAGGUUCGGCUUCCAGGUGACGAGAAGUACGAAGGAAA